GUUACAAAACCCUAACAACGAAUGCGAAGUAGGCUGCCGCGUCACAGUAUAUAACGUAAAGAAGGCAGCAGAAAACCUAACCUCAGACCUCCCGCACCGCUUCGCUUUCUGCCUCCGAAUCCUCUCUUUCGCAGGCUCUGUCUCUGCAAGUCCAAAAUGUCUCUGGUGGCCAAUGAGGAGUUCCAGCACAUACUGCGUGUCCUCAAUACGAACGUGGACGGAAAGCAGAAGAUAAUGUUCGCUCUCACCUCCAUCAAAGGUAUCGGCCGCCGCUUUGCCAACAUCGUCUGCAAGAAGGCCGACGUCGACAUGAACAAGAGAGCCGGUGAACUAACUGCUGCUGAGCUGGACAAUCUCAUGACUAUUGUUGCCAACCCUCGGCAGUUCAAAAUCCCAGACUGGUUUUUGAAUAGGAAGAAGGAUUACAAGGACGGGAAGUACUCUCAGGUGGUUUCCAAUGCAUUGGACAUGAAGUUGAGAGAUGAUUUGGAACGGUUGAAGAAGAUCAGGAACCAUCGUGGUCUAAGGCACUACUGGGGCCUUCGUGUUCGUGGCCAGCACACCAAGACCACCGGCCGUAGGGGGAAGACUGUUGGUGUCUCUAAGAAGCGUUGAGCUUUUUUCUUUCUUUGUUUUAAACAAUUAAAUAUUUGGUUGGGCAAGCCAGACAUUAUUAGAUUUUUUGUACUGUGGUUGUGGUUGGGUUUUGAACCUUGUAACCCUAUUAUCUUGUUUGCUCAAUUUUGGUUUUUCUAUGGUUCUAUCUAAUUUGGUUGUGUCAAA
This is a messenger RNA of Alnus glutinosa, 783 nucleotides long. Its product is annotated as small ribosomal subunit protein uS13z/uS13y/uS13x. The transcript is spliced from 4 exons. NCBI's taxonomy places the organism in Eukaryota, Viridiplantae, Streptophyta, Magnoliopsida, Fagales, Betulaceae. Gene Ontology annotation, biological process: translation. Gene Ontology annotation, molecular function: RNA binding; structural constituent of ribosome. Gene Ontology annotation, cellular component: ribosome; small ribosomal subunit; cytosol. Bases 157 to 615 code for a protein of 152 amino acids. The record is from RefSeq and is a predicted model, not a curated record.